Vitrella brassicaformis is the source of this 671-nucleotide messenger RNA. The record is from the annotation of a GenBank genome assembly. Lineage: Eukaryota; Vitrellaceae.
CGCCAACCAUCCAGAUGCCUUCCCGCAUCUGGACAUGGUGACCAGCACUGGGAUACGGCUGACGCCGGGCAUUGUGUUUAAGGACUUCCGGAAGGCCUACCACCACCUGCUGUGGUUCGAGACCAUCACGAAAACCUCCACGAAGCCGGGAGGGUCGCACACAGGGAUGGGAGGGAGGGUGGAUGGGAUGGUCCAGGAUGCGUUUGAUGCAUCUGUGCAUCUGCCAAUGUGUCUCUGGUGUGUUUGUGUGUGGGUCUUGUGUGUGGUGCAGUACACCGUGCUGCCCGAGUACUACAUUCCUAUCGUCACGCAGUACCUCCAGAUGACCAACGACGAGUUGCGCACCACAGCAGAGUGGAAUGUAAGCGCAGAAACGACGCACCAGGUACACACAUGAAUGCACUCUGAUCACUCCCUCUGUGUGUGUCUGCUGUGUGUGGUUCCUUUCUGUCUGUCAUACGUGGCUCGUGUGACAAAAGUUGGGCGUGUGGGUUGGCGCUUCUGUUUUGUCUCAAAUCAGAGAUUUGAGCAGCAUGGCAAUUGGCUAGAGGCGGCCAGGCAGGAGAAUGCUUGGCCGCUGCUAUCAUAUCGGCCAGCAAGGGGAUGUGCGACUUAUGAGCUGAUUGUUUCCGAUGUGCGACGCGUCUUGAUCAUUCGAAACUCAGACAAAG